Messenger RNA from Xyrauchen texanus (razorback sucker), 3357 nucleotides. RefSeq lists its product as uncharacterized. NCBI's taxonomy places the organism in Eukaryota, Metazoa, Chordata, Actinopteri, Cypriniformes, Catostomidae. The record is from RefSeq and is a predicted model, not a curated record. The coding region runs from base 1078 to 2739 and encodes 553 amino acids. The transcript has 4 exons.
UGAGUAGGAUAAUCUGCUUAGGGGCUGAAAAACGAGCACUUUUGCACACAAUUUACUGGAAUAGACACGGAUAUGGAGGUGGAGAAAGGCAAGAAAAAUUAAAAUGGAAUGGACAAAGGACAAGAAACACAGGGAAGAAAAUCAGAGAGAAAUGGAAAGAGAUGGAUGCAUGAUGGAGAACAAAAAUGAUACUCAAGGGAAGCAACCUUUAUUGCGGCGGAGAAUAGGCCACCCCCAUUAGUGACAUCAGGACAACAGAUUUUUGUAUCUCUUCAGUGGCGGGAAAUUCAACUGCUGAGGUGAGUAGCUGCUGAUUGUACAACUAACAAAUUUUCUUCAUAUGAGUUUGCUUACUUGUUUUGCCAAAGCUUAACAUGUCCACCGCAUAAAAUAUACUGGAAGUGAUUCAAAUACAAUAAUUUCCAAAUAUGUACGUUUUAAUAUACCAAAUUCUCUUCAACAACCAGACUAACUAUUUACCUAGUCACAGUUUGUUGUAAGCUAAUAUGCUAAUUGAAGCUCAAAAUGUCCACCCUGUCGUUGUUCCAAAAUGUCCACCCUGUCGGCCACUUAGACUCGAUAGGGUGGACAUACACAUGACAGGGUGGACAUAACAUUCAUUUGUUGUUAAUAUUGCAAUUUAUAGAAAUGUUAUAUUACAUUUUAUGGAAACAUAUAAUAUAAUAUAACAAAAUAAUAUUUUGUUAUAUAAAAAAAUAUAAAAUCAUUGCUGUUCUCAGGACAUGCCUCUGAGUGCGGCAGAAAGUGCACGGCAAUACAGAAAACGCCGGGAUGCAAACCCUGAACAAAGAGAUGCGUACCUUAAGAAAGAAAGGGAUAGAUGGAGGAAAGAUAGAGAUACAGGGAAGAAGAAAGUUAAUAAUGACCUCACAGAGAGAGGAAAACUUUUACAAAGGAAAAAAUGGAAGGAGGCAAAGAAAGCUGCCAGAGCAAAAGCCAGGACAAUAGUGGAGUUGCAGACUCCAACUCCAGAACCACUGGAGCUGGACUGUCCACCACAGCUAGGUCCCUCAAGCACAUUCAAGGAAAAAGGAUUCGAGAAAGAAGAAGAAAAUUAUGAAAGAAAUGAAAGAGUUGAAAGCAAAACUGGCAAAGGAGAAGAGAAAAGGAGAAAAAUACAAAAAGAGGUACCAGAGGAUGAAGAGACAAGAACCCUCAGUGUCUCCUCACUCAAAAGUCAAGGAAUUGGUAAGAGGGCAAAAAGUUAGGUCACCCAUUAAGAGAGCCCUGCUAUUUCACACCACCCUGGUUGAGAACAUCAGGCAAAAAUACAGAAACGCAAAAACUGAAAGAGAAAGACAACUGAUUGCCAGGGUGACUUCUGGACGUAUUUUAAAUAAGUACAAACUACAGAAGUACACACAAAUGGCAUUUGGCUACUCCAAAAAAAGAAAUGCAACCCUCAGUGUGGAUCUUUGUGCAACCGUGAAGAGAAAAGAAAGUGGUGCAGCUCUGGAGAUCAAGAGGAAAGUGAGGUCUUUUUAUCUCCGUGAUGAUGUUAGCUGUAUGACACCAGGCUGCAAACAAACAAUCACACGACAAAAGAAAAAAAUGCAAAAAAGAUUACUCACAGACACAUUGAAAAUUCUACACAUAAAAUUUUUGUCUGAGGAGCAUGGCCAACUGUCAUACAGCACGUUUUGCCGGUUUAGGCCAUUUUGGGUUGUUACACCCACAGAGGCUGACCGCAACACGUGUUUGUGCAAAACACAUGAGAACACACAACUCAUGGCAAAUGUCCUCCACAGUCAUGGUAUAUUGUCUACCAAAAGUAUAGAAGAUAUGGCAGAUUCAAUUGUGUGUGCGUCAAAGAGAAAGGCAUGUGCUUACAGUGAAUGUAGGGAGUGCCUCCUCAAUGCAUAUCAAACCAUUAAACAACCUGGGGAAGCAGAGGUUUGUGUAGCCCAAUGGACUACAGAAAGGAUCCAUAGAGAAGACAAAUCCUCCAUGAUUACAGUCAAAAGAGAUCUCGUAACAACCGAGUCUGACCUGGUUAGCCAAUUUCAAGAAAGGCUCAGCAGAUUUAAGAAACACAUCUUCAACAUCAGAUGGCAAUACGCAGCCUACAGGCAAAUCAGGGAGACCUUAAAAACAGAUGAGUGCAUGCUGCACAUUGAUUUUAGUGAAAAUUACUUUUGCAAAUACGGCCAAGAAAUUCAAGCAGUCCACUUUGGAGGAUCGCACCAACAGGCAACUCUCCAUACAGGGGUACUUUACACUGCUGAAGACCAGUCACCUCUCGCCUUCUGCUCCAUUUCUCCAAGUCGACGACAUGACCCUACAGCUAUUUGGGCCCACCUUGACCCAGUACUUGGUAUGAUAAGGCAAAGGUUCCCUGAAGUUAAAAAACUUCACUUCUUCAGUGACGGGCCAGCCACUCAAUAUCGGCAGAAAGGGAAUUUCUACCUACUUUCCACAGAACCAUAUAAACUAGGGUUUGAAAAUGUCAACUGGAAUUACUUUGAGGCAGGACACGGCAAGGGGGCACCAGAUGGUGUUGGUGGGGCACUGAAGACAUCAGCAGACAGAGCCAUCAAACAUGGAGAGGACAUCCUAAAUGCCUUAAUCCUGUAUGAAAGACUGAAAUCAAACAACUAUUCAAUGGAGUUAUUUUACAUCAGUGAAGAUGAUGUUGAAUCAAAGCCAGAGAUACCUGCCAUUGCUCCAAUAAAAGGAACAAUGAGGGUGCAUCAGGUGCUAAGUGUUUCACCAGGCUAACUGAAAUACUGGGACAUCACAUGUCUCUGCAAGAGUGAGGCAGGUAUGCUGGAUUGUCCCUGUUACCAGUUAAUGGAGGCAACUGUAAGUAAAGAACAUAACCAUGCCCCUGCAUUUGAUGGCACAACUGAAACCAGAUGGCGUCCACAAUUCAUUGAGGCGAAACACAUUGGAGAAUGGUGUGUGGUGAAUUAUGAAGAUGAAGCCUAUCCUGGCAUUAUCAUUAAAGUGGAGGAGCACAACAUUAUGGUUAAGUGCAUGCACCGGAAUGGGAUAAAUAAAUUCUUCUGGCCUAGUCCCAGAGAAGAUAUUACCUGGUAUGCAGACCAACAGAUUCUCUGUCUGAUUACAGAGCCACAGGGUCUCAAUAAACGCUCUGUACAGAUAGACAAGGCUUCAUGGAGGUAUAUCGAAGAGCAGUUUAGAUGAGCGGAGUUUAGAUGAACAGGAAUCUGUUCUUUAAAAUGACUUAUUGCUCGUGUUAUUGUUUGUUAAUGUGUAUCCAGAUUUCUUUUCAGAAGUGUGUUUCCCUGUUAUGUGGUGUUUACAUUAGGUUUUUAGUUAAUGUAAAACCCAAUAGAACCACACUGGAAUACAUUUAGGCAAGGGUCAACUGAA